AGGAUAAAGGAAGAUGGAGCCCUAUCAAUUGCAGUCGGGUCGUCGACUGUGCUACGGCUAUUAUGCUUCUCACUGGCCGCCUCAUGCUCAGGUCUCUAUCUGUUGCGUCAUCACCGUCAACCCCUACCCUUCAGGAAAUUGCCUCUAAUCACCCUGCAGGUGUUGCAAAAGUAGUGCUUAAAAAGGGAAAGACACAACUAUUUAAGGAUGGAAGUCCAAUGGUUUACAGUGGUGCUGUUGAUAGAGUAAUUGGUAGACCACCACCCACCACUGGCGAUAUUGUCCUUGUUGCUGAUGGCUCAGAGAAACCUAUUGGCUGGGGUUUUUACAAUUCUACUUCUAUGUUCCGUGUCCGUCUCAUGCAGCUAGAAGAGGAAACUGCACAAGACCCUUCUUCUGCGCUUAAUCCAGAUAAGCUACUGGAAACAAGAAUUGCUGCAGCUGCUAUGUUGCGUCAAAAUCUAGGGCUUCCUUCUGCUCAUACAAAUGCAUAUCGUCUUGUUAAUAGCGAAGGAGAUAGACUAUCAGGCCUUAUUGUUGAUAUCUUUGGAGAUUUAGCUGUAAUAGCUUCAUCAGCUGCUUGGGUGCAGAUGUACCAGCACCAGAUAAUGGAUUGCUUGAGUAGAUUAAAUAUUAUCAAAAGGAUAAGCUGGAGGCCAACUGUUGAAAUCUUGAAGGAAGAAGGCUUAGAUCUUUCUGAUUUGAAAAAACCAGAUCUAAUCAUACCUCAAACUAGGGUUAAGGUAAUGGAGAAUCAGAUGUCAUAUUUGAUAUCCUUGGAUGGCCAAAAGACGGGGUUUUAUGCCGAUCAACGUGAAAACCGUUGCUUCUUAUCUACCAUUUCAGAGGGUCGAAGAGUUCUUGACAUAUGUUGCUAUACUGGAGGGUUUGCUCUGAAUGCAGCAUCUGGUGGUGCUUUGGAUGUUAUUGGUGUUGAUACAUCAUUGCCUGCUUUGCAACUUGCCAAGGAAAAUGUUGCUUUAAAUGGCCUGGAUCCUCGAAAGAUAUCUUUUCUUCGGCAAGACGCAACUGAGUUCAUGAAGGCUGCUGUUUCUAGAAACGAAUCAUGGGAUAUAGUUAUACUGGAUCCUCCUAAAUUGGCACCUCGGAAGAAGGUCUUAAAGAAUGCGUCUGGAAUGUAUAGGAAUUUGAACAAUUUGGCCAUGCAGUUGACAAAAAGAGGUGGUCUCCUCAUGACCUGCUCAUGUUCUGGAGCUAUGACCCAAAGUGGAAUGUUCUUCCGCAUUCUUCAGUCCAUGAAACGUAGGUUGAUUGAUGUGUUCUCUGGUUUGCUACACUUAGGGUGCUGCGUCAAUGGCUGGGAGGAAAAUCACUGUUGUUCGUGAGGCAGGAGCAGCAUGUGACCAUCCGAUUGAUCCUGCCUAUCUAGAGGGAGCAUAUCUCACGAAUAUCUUGCUUAGAGUGCUGUAGAUGUCUUUUUCUGUAUAUAGAAUGAAACUCCUUGUUUACGACAGGCUGAAUCAAUUUUAGGAAUGGAAUCUACCCGUUCCUAAGAGACUAAAUGAAUUUCUUUUUCUUUAUCCCUUUCCACAUUAAUCCUAUUCUUGUGUUGACUCCUUUCAUAAUCGUAACCUCUUCAUGUUUGCCA
Solanum stenotomum is the source of this 1609-nucleotide messenger RNA. RefSeq lists its product as uncharacterized. The transcript has 8 exons. Bases 63 to 1346 code for a protein of 427 amino acids. NCBI's taxonomy places the organism in Eukaryota, Viridiplantae, Streptophyta, Magnoliopsida, Solanales, Solanaceae. Gene Ontology annotation, molecular function: RNA binding; methyltransferase activity. The record is from RefSeq and is a predicted model, not a curated record.